Messenger RNA from Ipomoea triloba (trilobed morning glory), 1722 nucleotides. Its product is annotated as probable long-chain-alcohol O-fatty-acyltransferase 4. The record is from RefSeq and is a predicted model, not a curated record. The transcript has a single exon. Gene Ontology annotation, biological process: lipid metabolic process. Bases 132 to 1433 code for a protein of 433 amino acids. NCBI's taxonomy places the organism in Eukaryota, Viridiplantae, Streptophyta, Magnoliopsida, Solanales, Convolvulaceae.
UUUUAUAAUGAGUUGCCACAUGGUUGUACACUGUGGUGGAAUAUUGGGUUCUUUUUUUUGGUGGCAAGCACAAAUUAGCUUUAAUUUGAUUCUUCUCCAUAGACAAUCCAUCCAUCCCUUGCUAGUCUGCCAUGGAAGGAGAUAUGAAGAGCGUGAUGAAGCAUUGGAUGGAAGGAGAGAUCACCAUCUUCAUCAAGGUAUGGCUCUCCAUAUACCUCUCUCUCUCCUACUGUUUCUUGGCUGCAAAAAUGGCUCCCAUUGGCCUUCCCAGGCUGCUGCUUUUCCUCCCUGUAAUCUCUCUCUUUCUCCUCCUCCCUCUCGCCCUCCACUCCGUCCAUCUCUGCGGCACCACCGCCUUCUUCAUCUCCUGGCUCGCCAACUUCAAGCUCCUCAUGCUUGCCUUCAAUGGCGGCCCUCUCUCUCUCCCCUCUCUCUCCUUCCCCCGUUUCCUCGUCCUCGCCUGCCUCCCCAUCAAAAUCCACCAAAAACACGCACAAGAUUCUUCAAACAACACUCAUUCUGUUUCAGGCCAGCACAGACCGCUCAGUUGGUUUUUAAAUGGUAAGUUAUUGGUAAAAACACAUGAUCGAGUCCUGACAGACACAACACAGCAGAAGUAUCAGGAUCUAGUCCAGAUAGACACAAUACAGAAGCACCAGACACGGAUCCUCUCACCUAAUGAGGUGUUGAGUUAUGGAGAGAAACCGUCUAUGGAAAUCUCUGAGAAUCGCCAGAAAUCUGCUGUGAGUUAUGCGGUGAAGGGAGUUUUGAUGGGUUUGAUCAUCAGAAUAUAUGAUUAUAGUGAUAGCAUAAACCCUACAGUUAUAUUGAUUAUAUACUGUUUACAUAUAUAUCUUUGCCUGGAGAUAAUUCUCGCCAUUGUUGCCGCUCUGGCUCGCGCCGUUCUGGGCUUAGAGCUGGAGCCGCAGUUCAACGAGCCAUAUCUUUCCGCUUCUUUACAGGAUUUCUGGGGAAGACGAUGGAACCUCAUGGUAAACCGUAUCCUGCGUCCCACCGUAUACAAUCCCGUCCUUGGCGUCUCGGCCAAGUAUUUGGGCCGUAAGUGGGCCACGUUCCCUGCCGUUAUGGCCACGUUCGUGGUAUCAGGCCUAAUGCACGAGCUGAUUUUUUUCUACUUGGGCCGCGCCAGGCCCACUUGGGAGAUCACGUGGUUCUUUUUGCUCCACGGGGCGUGCGUGGCGGUCGAGGUCGCAAUGAAGAAAGCGCUGAAGGGCAGGUGCCGAUUGCCGGGAAUACUUGGGACGAUCCUGACCGUUGGAUUCGUUAUGCUCACCGGCUUUUGGCUGUUCUUCCCGCAACUGUUGCGGUGUGAAGCCGAUGUUAAGGCGUUUGCGGAGUACGCGGCUUUGUGCGCGUUUGUGAAGGAUGUUGGUAUAGCUUUGACACUAGGCGCAAGGGGUGCUUUAGCAUAGGGGAAGAAGAAAAGUGUUUUAGCGUAGGAACAUACCAUUGUUUUUUGAAAAAAAUGAGAAUUCUAUUUUCGUGAAUAUUUAUUUUUGUUAUGUAAAUUUAGGGUGGUUAACAAAUCGAACAUGAACAAACGAAAGUUGUUCAUGCUCGUUUAUUAAGAUUUUUAGAGCGUCUGUUUUUAUUUAUUAAGUAUUUAUUUAUUAAUGUUCGUUAAUGUUAAUCAACACAUUUAUUAACAUGUUCAUUAGCACAUUCGUUAAAAAAUAAAUUUGUGAAUGUUUAAUUGUUGGA